Salvia splendens (bonfire salvia) is the source of this 946-nucleotide messenger RNA. RefSeq names its product ER lumen protein-retaining receptor erd-2.2. NCBI's taxonomy places the organism in Eukaryota, Viridiplantae, Streptophyta, Magnoliopsida, Lamiales, Lamiaceae. The transcript has 6 exons. The coding region runs from base 39 to 857 and encodes 272 amino acids. Gene Ontology annotation, cellular component: membrane. Gene Ontology annotation, biological process: protein retention in ER lumen. The record is from RefSeq and is a predicted model, not a curated record. Gene Ontology annotation, molecular function: ER lumen protein retrieval receptor activity.
UUCUUCACCUCAAAAUCAUAGAGAGAAUUAAUCCGACGAUGAGGCGACCGAAGAGGCCGAUCCAGUCCCUGGCGGCGUGGGUGCGGCGGCAACCAUCGAAGGUGAAGGCGUUUCUCGCCAUUAUCACCGGCAUGACGACGCUCUUUACCCUCCGCGCUAUUGUGAACGAUCACGAUAAUCUAUUUGUUGCUGCGGAAGCUGUCCACUCGAUUGGAAUUUCCGUUCUUAUUUAUAAAUUGAUGAAGGAGAAGACAUGCGCUGGACUGUCACUCAAAUCGCAGGAGCUAACAGCAAUCUUUUUGGCUGUUAGAUUGUAUUGCAGCUUUGUUAUGGAAUAUGACAUACAUACUGUGCUCGACCUGGCUACCCUGGCUACUACCUUGUGGGUUAUUUAUAUGAUCAGAUUUAAAUUGACGUCAAGUUAUAUGGCAGAUAAAGACAAUUUUAUGCAACACUACGUGCUGGCCCCUUGUGCUGUUUUAGCUUUAGUGAUUCGCCCAUCUACGUCACACCACCUAAUUAACAGGAUUUUCUGGGCUUUUUGUGUGUAUCUUGAAGCUGUUUCUGUGCUACCGCAACUGCGUGUCAUGCAAAACACCAAGAUUGUUGAACCCUUCACAGCUCAUUAUGUUUUUGCAUUGGGUGUUGCGAGGUUCUUGAGCUGUGCUCACUGGGUCCUUCAGGUUGUGGACAGUCGAGGUCAUCUCAUCGUGGCACUGGGUUACGGUCUUUGGCCAUCAAUGGUUCUUAUUUCUGAAAUUGUUCAAACUUUCAUUCUUGCUGAUUUUUGUUAUUACUAUAUCGAAAGCGUUUUUGGUGGUCAGCUUGUGUUACGCCUUCCUUCUGGAGUGGUCUAACCAGCUAAUACAAUCUAAAGUUGCAACAAAAUAGGUAUCAAAAUUGACUUAACUUACUUUUCUCUAGAUAAGCCGCUGUUUUAGCACUG